Messenger RNA from Homarus americanus (American lobster), 1817 nucleotides. Its product is annotated as TBC1 domain family member 19-like. The transcript has 15 exons. The record is from RefSeq and is a predicted model, not a curated record. NCBI's taxonomy places the organism in Eukaryota, Metazoa, Arthropoda, Malacostraca, Decapoda, Nephropidae. Bases 124 to 1728 code for a protein of 534 amino acids.
GAGUGUUUGUAUUUGGCGCAGUUUGGAAGAGACGCAUCUUUUGUCUUCUUACAAAUUAUAAAGUAUUUUUUACCAGAACAGAAGGUUUAUAUUGUUCACACUUAAGACACCCAAACACACAAGAUGCUGCGCCACGAGCUGGGCACCAACAUCACAGCCAUUGUCAACAGGCUGGCGUCAGAGCUCCAAAACACACCCUUCUACCCAGACUUCCUCGCUGAUGUUCAGACGACAAUGGCAACGCAGAACUUUAGUAGAGAACGGUUUGCUGGCGAGUGUUAUGAGUGGGCGCAGGGCAGCUCCCUCGACACCCGCCUUCGAAACGCCCUCUACCACCUAAUGCACGUCCAGCCCACUCUCCUAGCUAACCCUGACACCCCCAGACACGUCCUCAAAGAACCCCUCGCCUACAUCAGGAAGGCUCAGAGUUCAUGGGAGCGUCGACUGGUGAAGUGCGUCAACAGCAUGGCGGCAGAGCUAAAUGUGCCUCUGGCCCGGCGGAGGACCAAACAAGAGAGGGAAGACAUCGCCGACCGCUGGGCUGACCUCUCGACAGACGAAAACGAUUUGUCGAUGAUCCGGCCGGUAUACGCCCCUAAGGACUUCUUGGAGGUGCUGGCCAACCUGAGGAACCCCAACUACGAUGAAACCAUAGAAGAGAACCUGUGGGGGAGUAUUCAGCUUCCACUCAAGGUGAACGACAUCAAGGGCUUGGUGGAGUUGUACGGAGAACUGGCCUGCUGCUGUAAACACACGGGCCUGGACGAGGGUGUAGCGGGAGAAUACAAGCCUAACCUCACCCUGGCUGAGGAGAGACUUGUCAUCGGACAGAAAGUGGUGGAGAGGAACCAUGGACCAUUGAGCCGGGAGCUGUGUAAGACUGGGUGCCCCGCCAGCCUGAGAGGGACUCUCUGGCACCAGGUGCUAGGCCUUGAGAUCACUGACAAGCACUGUAAGUACUUCGAGGAGCUGGUGCAGGGGGUCCUGCAACACGAACUGCUGGUGGACAAACUCAUCAUGAAGGACUUACAGCUGACAGCCUCCAAUGAUGACCAGUACUUCGUGUUUGAAGACAUAUUGUUCCAGGUGUUACUAUGUUUCUUCCGAGACACGGAGGUACUAAGCCACUUUGAACACAGCAGUGCCUCACCUCCCCUGGCAGCAGCUCGGGGCAACACUCCCUCUCCAGACUCCUUGGUGGCCUACCCACCCUGCGGUGUUAUCCCCUUCCACGGCUUCACCAUGUUCGCUGCACCUCUCAGUUGCCUGUAUGAGGACCCUGUACAUCUAUACUUCACCUUCAGGGAGAUGUACUGCCGCUAUUGGUACCGUCUUCACAUCGUCACCAGCCACCCGCAGGGCGCGGCAGCUCUGGCUCUGCAGUUCGAGUUGUUGCUACAGAGUUGUGAAACACGACUCUGGCAACACUGUGCCGCCAUGAGCAUACAGCUACUGCCCAUAGUAUUCAAAUGGAUGGUGAGGGGGUUCAGCGGGUACCUGAUACCUGACCAGCUGUUCCACCUAUGGGACGUCGUGCUGGCCUGGGAGUCUGUCGAGGUACUACCCGUCCUUGCCCUCGCUAUCGUCAGCUUCCGCCGGGAGAACCUUAUGGACGUUACCUCCCAGCAGGCUGCUGAGUCGGUGCUGGCAGACAUCACCGCCAUCCGGGUCAUCCCUCUCCUCAAACUCGCCCUCGCCGCUGACAGGAAUCGGGACAGGGAAACCUGAGAGAUGCUUUCCUCGCCACACCUCUUGCCACGCCCCUCCCUGUCUACCUCAUGUACAUUGAAAAAUGUAAUUAAAAAUUCCAAGGGUCA